GGAACGCUCAAGUUCAUGUUGUGCUUGCGCUCUUGUAUUUUAAUAAAAGUUUAUUUAAUAAAUAUCAAUAGAUAUUCAUUGUUAUAGAAGUGAAUAUAAUUCAAGUUAAUUGUUUUAAAAAUGAAAACGGAUACGUGAAACGUUCUCAAGUAUGCUAGGAGAUAUUCAACUCACUAAGCGUUUGGUUGUUAUUGCGAUCGUCCUCGGCAUUAUUUUAAUUUUAAAGGAAUACGUGUUUGUAUUUCCAUUAUGACACAGCACAGAGUAGCGUAUUUCUACAACCCAGAUGUGGGGAACUUCCAUUAUGGGCCGGGGCAUCCUAUGAAACCCCAUCGGCUAUCUGUAACACACAGUUUGGUGCUUAACUAUGGCUUACACAAGAAAAUGCAAAUUUAUAGACCCUAUAGAGCCAGCGCGCAUGACAUGUGCCGGUUUCACAGUGAGGAUUAUAUUGAAUUCCUACAAAAUGUGACUCCUCAAAAUAUUCAGAGUUAUUCAAAAGAUCUACUACAUUACAAUGUAGGUGACGAUUGUCCAGUAUUUGAGGGUCUUUUUGAUUUCUGUUCGAUGUAUACGGGAGCAUCAUUGGAAGGUGCGAUGAAACUAAACAAUAACGCAUGUGAUAUUGCCAUCAAUUGGUCUGGUGGAUUACAUCAUGCGAAGAAAUUUGAACCAUCUGGUUUCUGUUACGUAAACGACAUUGUCAUAGCAAUACUGGAGCUACUGAAAUACCACCCCCGAGUGUUGUACAUUGAUAUAGACGUUCAUCAUGGCGAUGGAGUGCAAGAGGCGUUCUAUCUUACCGACAGAGUGAUGACGGUCAGCUUCCACAAGUACGGGAACUAUUUCUUCCCGGGAACGGGAGAUAUGUACGAAACGGGGGCAGAGAGCGGUAGAUACUUCUCCGUGAAUGUGCCUCUUAAGGAGGGGAUCGACGACCUCAGUUACGUACAGGUAUUCAAACCCGUCAUAUCCAACGUGAUGGAGUUCUAUCGACCAGCUGCUAUAGUGCUGCAGUGCGGGGCGGAUUCCCUCGCCGGCGACCGGCUGGGCUGCUUCUCGCUGUCCACUCGAGGGCACGGGGAUUGUGUGAAGUUUGUGAAAAAUCUCAAUCUACCCACACUUGUGGUUGGUGGUGGCGGAUACACGUUGCGUAACGUCGCGCGAUGUUGGACAUACGAGACUUCAUUAUUGACCGAUGAAGAUAUCUCCAAUGAGCUUCCCUAUACUGAAUAUCUGGAGUUCUUCGCUCCGGACUUCCAAUUGCAUCCAGAAGUCACUGGGAAUUCAACAAAUGCAAACAGUAAGCAAUACUUGGAGGCAAUCACGAAGUACGUGUAUGAUAAUCUCAAGAUGUGUCAGCACUCGCCCGCCGUACAAAUGACACAUAUUCCAGGUGACUUCUUCCCCGAAGAGGAGCGAAUGAAAGAGGAGCCCGAUCCCGACAUACGCAUCAGCCAAGAAGAAGCAGACAAGAUUGUGGAGCCCAAGAACGAGUUCUACGAUGAUGAAAAGGACAACGACAAGGAGGCGGUCGCCGAUGUGAAGGAGCCCUAGCAUACGAUUGACCUCACAGACCCGCUGGCCACCUGACAUGGCAAGUUCAGGCGGUACCGCGAGCUUGUGAGCGAUACAGACAAUAUAGUGCUCAGUGGAUGAAUACAGUCCGCUAUAACUGUGGUUCAAACUGCUUAAUACCAGUGAAAGUGUUGUUGAGUGCCUAUAGGGAAACGGGAUUGGAGUAAAUGUGGUACAAUUGCUUAGUGCAUAAAAUUACCACCUCAUCUAGAAACAAGGUGUCACACCAAGUCAGUAGUGCAAGCUUGUAGAUAUAUAGUGGUAUCGGACUAAUUGUGAUGCAAAUUGUUUUUCUUCAAGUUGCUAUCUAAUCUAAUCUUGUGAGUGAGGGGUGAACUGCUUGAAUUCGUUAGAGCAGUGGGUCAGUGGUUAGGACCUGGGACUUCAAGGGAAAAGUGGCGGUUCUAGACCAGGAGAGUGUGCAUGAAAUAAAUUGAUAAUUCAAUUUAUCUGCGCAUUAUUCUUGUCACCACUUGAAAUGGUGAAAGAGAACACAUGAAGAAACUGGCUUAUCCAAGAAUCUAAAGUUCGACAUGUGACAUUUGCUAGCACUUGUGUGUAUGAGUGAAUGGACGAA
Zerene cesonia (dogface butterfly) is the source of this 2155-nucleotide messenger RNA. It is a transcript of the gene HDAC3, whose product is annotated as histone deacetylase 3. The transcript is spliced from 7 exons. Bases 250 to 1557 code for a protein of 435 amino acids. Lineage: Eukaryota; Metazoa; Arthropoda; Insecta; Lepidoptera; Pieridae. The record is from RefSeq and is a predicted model, not a curated record. Gene Ontology annotation, molecular function: histone deacetylase activity.